GUUAACCUUUAAGACUCGCCUAGCCCAACUUUUCUUUCUCCAUUUUCUUCACCACUCUGUCCUGCACCACACCAGCUGCUGGCAAUUGGUGCCCAAACAGGGACCACUUGAACCUGGGAAGAUUGAAGAGAGUUUGAAUGUGAUACAGUGGCACCUUACCAGUUGGAGCUCCACUAAAAGAAGAACAGAGAGGACAAAUUAGGAAAUGGCUGAACCAACCAGGAAUAUGAAUGUAAUGGACUCUCAUUGUGCUACAAGAAUUGAUGAAAGAGACAAUUUUGGAGAAACCUGGAAAGUAUGAACUGAUGCAGAGUGGUCCAGAGCAGGACCAGGAGAACAGUUUUUACCAAAACAGCAACAUAAAAGGAAAAACAACUUUGAAAGUCUUAGAACUCUGAUCAGAGCAAUGACCAGCCAUGUCUCCAGAGGACCAAUAAUGAAGCAUGUUACUUUCUCCUGGGAGAUAAGAGACACAAGAUGUAGAGAGAGACAGACAUUCUUGGACAUGUCUAUGAUCAACCCAAGGCCAGCUGGAGCCUGCUGCCUUCUCCAAGAAGCAACUUUGGAUUUAUUGACUUUAGACACGGGAUUCAGGCAGGAGCUGCUGAAAGAGGAGGAAAGUCCUUUCUGUCUGCUUGGCCAAAGGAGCUACUAUCAUGGCCAGGCUUCAGGUGACUGAAGUCUUUAGGGGCAUCUCCAUGCCAGGACAGCUGCACACCCAAGAGAGCCUGCACGCUGCCACCAACUUCCAGUUUCAAGACACAGAUGUCCUCUUGGUCACCUUCCCAAAGUCAGGUACAACCUGGAUGCAGCAAAUCCUGAGUCUCAUCUUUAACAAAGAGGAUCUCCAGAACAUCCAGAGCAUACCUACCUGGGCUCGGGUCCCCUGGAUUGAGCAGAUAUACUUAUCAAACUAUUUGCCUCAGGUGGAGGCAUCCAAACCACGCCUCUUCACCACUCACUUCCCUGCCAAAUUACUGAUCCAUAAUCUGAAGAACUCCAAGGCUCGAGUGGUGUACCUGGCACGCAACCCAAAGGACGUCCUGGUCUCCUACUAUCAUUUCCACAAGUUGGCAAAGUUUCUGCCAGAAAUUGGCUCCUUUGAUGACUUCUUUGACCAGUUCCUGGAGGGCAAAGUGAAUUUUGGUUCCUGGUUUAACCAUAUAAAGGAAUGGCUAGGUGUCCAGCAAGAUCUGAAUUUCUUUCUGAUCACUUACGAAGACCUCUCCCAGGACCCUCAUGGGGCUGUCCAGAGCCUGUGCAACUUCCUGGACCAGCAGCUGGAAUCCAAAGAGCUCGAGAACAUCCUACAUUACUGCAGUUUUUCCUUCAUGAGUCAAAAUGAGCAGCUCAACUAUUCCCUUAUCCCUUCAGAGGUACUUGACCACAGCAUGGGAAAGUUUAUGAGGAAAGGUGUAACAAGAAACUGGAAGGAAUACUUCUCACCUGAGCAGAAUGCCAGGUUCAAUAAUGUCUACCAGGCAGAGAUGGGAGAUCUCGCUGUUAAACUGCCCUGGUCUCUGGACUGACCAGGAAAACAAAAACCAGACCCCUUCAUUGGCAGGCUGAUCACUGUAGUGAUGCUUCACCUCUACUCUGCCCCAUACCCUCACACCGCUACAUUGAUAAGCUAUGGGCUGUCCAGAAGGGGGAAGACAGGAUGGUAAGGAGCCUCACAUUCUUGUGGAGGGGGCAAAGCCUGACUGAGGAUAGCCCACUGGUAGUUCAAGACUCAUGGUGGAACAAAAUAAGACACUCAUAGGUUAUUCGAUAGUUAACAGAAGGAAAGUUACUUAGCCAUGAAGGGCAAUUCACUUCCUUCUGAGAAGAGUAGAUUUCCUUCUGCAUGGAGUGGCUGGACCUGGAGUCAGGAAGACCUGAGUUCAGAUCCAGCCUCAGACACCUCCUAGCUAUGUGACCUUGGACAAGU
Molecule: messenger RNA, 1930 nt
Organism: Phascolarctos cinereus (koala)
Lineage: Eukaryota; Metazoa; Chordata; Mammalia; Diprotodontia; Phascolarctidae
Product: sulfotransferase 2B1-like
Molecular function (GO): sulfotransferase activity
Source: RefSeq, a predicted model, not a curated record